AUGGAGCGUCUCCAGGUGUGGGGUUUCUUCGGCCUCAUCGUCCUCACCACCGCCCAGAGCACCACGAACAGCCCCGACCCUCAGCCCUCCUACCUGCUGCUGGUCCCCAGAACCCUCCGUCCAGGAGUCCCAACAUCAGUGACCGUCACCAUCCUCGCCGGCUCCCCGGUCACCGUGUCCGCUCACAUCGUUCAUGGCGAACAGAACGUGGCCUCAAACUCUGCUACAGUGAAAGCAGGUUCAACCGAGCUGCUGAUUUUACCAGCUAUCCACGAGAGCGAGUCCAGCUACAUGUACCCUUACAACCUGGAGGUGAAAGGUCACGUAGGCAGCGUGGAGGUUUUCUCCAACUCGACGCAGCUACACUUCGACCCCAAAGGCCACUCCACCUUCAUUCAGACGGACAAAAUGACCUAUCGACCCGGGCAGAAGGUGAGGAUCAGAGUGGUCUCCAUCCUCCCCGACGGGAAGCCCUUCACCAGCCCGGUGAACGUCACCAUCAGGGAUCCCAGGGGGAACCGGCUCAGACAGUGGCUGUCUCUGGACGGCGUCCUCGGGGUUGUGUCCAAAGAGUAUGAGCUGUCUGAAUACCCUCCUCUGGGUGAAUGGACCAUCGUCACUACAGUCGGCAGUGUUUCAACCGAGAAGCGUUUCACCGUGGCUCAUUACACGCUGCCGAAGUUUGACGUUGUGAUAGAAGCUCCGCGGGUCAUCUUUCACGAAGACCCUCUGUGGUUCUCCGUCAUGGCAAAGUACAUGUACGGGAUGCUUGUUCACGGAUACAUCAAUGUAACGUACCUCCAUAGGUUCCAUGGUGUUGAAGAGGCUUAUGAUGAACGUAGAGAGAUCGACGGCAGCACGGACUUCAUGUUUAACGUUCCCAACUACGACUACCACGAGAUGAGCAGAAGAGCUCUGGACAUGGACUAUUAUGACGAAUACAUGGACGAGGAGUGUUUAAUGAUUGUGGUUCAUGUGACUGAUCACAUCACAGGUCUCACAUAUAACAGUACAGCAAAGGUGUCUAUGGCAAAGUACAGAUAUACAAUUUCCUUUGAUGGCUACCCCAAAAUAUUGAGGCCGACUCUGAACUUUGCUGCCAUGCUGAAAAUAUCAACGUACAACAAUCAGCCGCUGUCACCGGAGGAUCAGGGAAAGAUGGUUCAUGUGUCAGUGAUGCAGCAAAACACAAGUCCGUGGAGUUGGAAAAUGGACAUUAAAGAAAGAGAAAACUGGCCUCGUCGAUCUAACAUGUCGGUCACUUGGGGAGUUGGGAGUCCUCAGCCAGAGGAGAUGCUUUCUGAAGAAACGGAGUUUCCUGUCCCUGCAGACGGAUGCAUACCCCUCAACAUCCGGGUCAUGACCGAAACGGAAACACUCACCAUCGAUGCUUAUUUUGAGGACAGCCAUGCCACUCUCCAACUCUAUAGAAGCUACAGAUCCCCCAGUCAGUCCUACCUGAAGAUCCAGAAACCUUCCAGUCCUCUAGAGGUUGGUUCCCCCGUCCUGCUGCACGUUGAGAGGAAUUUUCCAAUGACUGAGAUCCACUAUGUGGUGAAGUCCAGAGGUCAGGUGGUGUCUGCUGGGAGAAGCAUGGAAGGAGAUCUCUCUCUGGUCCCAGAAGUCACCUGGGCUCCUCUGGCCUGCAUCAUCGUCUACUGUGUGCAUCCCAGCGGCGAGAUCAUCAACGACGUGGUGCAGCUUCCCAUGACCCAAACUUUACAAAACAAGGUAUCUCUGAGCUGGAGCGACGCUACGAGAAGACCAGGUGAGAAGGUCACGCUGAGGGUCACGGUGGCGGAGCCCGCCUCUCUGGUCGGCAUCCUGGUGGUCGACAAGGCGACCGGGUGGAAGGGAUCGUACAAUGACAUCACCGAGGCGAGGGUGGUGAAGGAGAUGAAGGAUAACGGCAUCGCCGUGGCCGACGCCUACUCUGACAUGAUGACAAUGGGAGAUCCAUACUCCGUCUUCAAGAAAUGUGAUCUUGUGGCAUUGACGGAUGCCAGUUUACACAAGAUGAAAAGUCCACCUAGGCCUACAUUUCCAGGGGAGGGAAUAAAUGAAAUCACCCAGACAGACGGUUCACAUAUGGAGCCACGAGAGCGCCGGGACUUCCCAGAGACCUGGAUAUGGAUGGACACCAACACAAGUAAUUCAGAAACAGAGAUAACUCUGACUGUACCAGACAGCAUCACGACCUGGACAGCCACCGCCUUCGUCCUGUCUGAGAACCUCGGCCUCGGCUUCGUAGAGAAGCCUGCAGAGCUCAAAGUGUUCAAGGAUUUCUUCCUGUUCUUGAACCUCCCGGCCUACAUCAUCCGAGGAGAGGAGCUGUUGCUGGAGAUCAUUCUGUUCAACUACCUCCCACAGCACCUGGAGGUCACGAUAAUCGUUGUAGAGAGCGAAACCUUUGAGUUCAUCCUCUCGGACAAUGAGGAGCUCUUCAUGCCCGGUGUUCUCACGGUGCCCGUGGGGAGUCGGAGCGGAGAAUCCGUCCUCAUUCCCAUCAAGCCGGUGAACCUCGGAGACAUCGACAUCGUGGUGAAAGCCAAAUCGUCUGCUGGGAUGGACAUGGUCCGCAGGACGGUGCUCGUCAAGGCCGAGGGACUCGAGCGGUCGUUCUCCGCCUCGCUGCUGUUUGAGCUUUCUGAGUCGAGUGUUUCCAGAGAGGUCGGGUUCACCUUCCCGGCAGACGUCGUGGAGGGCAGCGCGAGAGCCUCGGUGACGGCUGUCGGCGACAUCCUCGGCCCGUCCAUCAGCGGCCUGGACUCCCUGAUCCUGAUGCCUUACGGCUGCGGGGAACAGAACAUGAUCAACUUUGCCCCGAACGUCUACGUUCUGCAGUAUCUGAGCGCCGUGGGACAGGCGGACCAGGAGACCACGGAGAGAGCCGUGGACUUCAUGAUGAAGGGUUAUGAGCGAGAGCUGACCUAUCAGAGAGCAGACGGCUCCUUCAGUGCCUUCGGAGACCACGACGCGUCUGGAAGCACCUGGCUCACGGCGUUCGUGUUGAGGUGUUUCCUGCAGGCGCGGCCGUUUGUCGCCAUCGAUGCCGUCGUGCUGCAGAGAGCGGCGGUCUGGCUGGCGGCCCAGCAGGGGGCCGAUGGGAGAUCAGGGGAGCACGGCGACGUCAUCCACACCGAGCUCCUGGGAGGCCUGGACGGCCCCGUGUCCCUCACCGCCUACGUCCUCAUCGCCCUGCUGCAAGACAGUGACAUCAGGGCUCAGUACGGCGGCCAGGUGUCUGCGGCCCUGAUGUUCCUGGAGACCCGUCUGGCCCUCGGCGUCUCCAGUAACUACAGCCUCGCCAUGCUCAGCUACGCUCUGGCUCUGUCCGGCAGCUUCAGCGCCGACGCGGCACUCAGCGAGCUGAUUGGACGAGCCGAGAUGAGAGACGGCGUCCCGACGUGGUCCUCCACAGACGGUGGCCUGUCCUCAUCGUGGCAGCCUCGCUCUGCCGACAUGGAGAUGGCGUCCUACGUGCUGCUCGCUCAACACCAGCUGGGUCACAUCACGGAGGGCCUCGGCCUCAUGAAGUGGCUCAGCCAGCAGAGGAACCACAGGGGGGGGUUCGGGAGCACCCAGGAUACGGUGGUGGCUCUGCAGGCCUUGUCCCAGUUCGCAGCGCUCAUGCCUCAGAACACCGACCUCAAGAUCACGGUGAACGCCGUCGCCUCCACCGCCGUGGCCUCCUUCUACAUCAGCCGGGACAACCACCUGGUCCACCAGACCCAGCAGAUCGAUCCAGACGAGCUGAGCCUGCAGGUGUCUGCAGAAGGCCGAGGACUCGCUCUGCUUCAGCUGAACGUGUUUUACAACGUCAGGGACGAGGAGCCGACGAGGAGGAGGCGAUACGCUGGCGAACACGAGGCGUUUGAUCUGUACGUCGAGCUGUAUGACAAAGAGAUGAACUGGGCACAUCUGCGUAUCUGCAGCAGUCUGUCGAAGGCUCUGGGUCUGAACGCCACCGGCAUGGUCAUCGUGGAGGUGGGUCUGCUGAGCGGCUUCAGCCUGCCGCCGGACGGCAUCCCGACCGACGGCGUCGUAAAGAAAGUGGAGACGAAGCCGGGGAAAGUCAUCCUGUACCUGUCCUCUGUGACGACGGAGGAGACUUGUCUUCUGAUUCCUCUGGUCCUGGAGUAUAAAGUCGGCAAAGUCCAGCAGGCGAUUGUUGUCAUCUAUGAUUAUUAUGAGCCAAGACGCAUGACGAUGAGGACGUAUGAAUCAGAGUGGCGAGGAGACAUGUCCUCUUGCUACUUCUGCGGCGGCGACUGCAGCUCGUGCAGACAAGAUGACUAUUAUGACUACGACAUGAUGUCGAGCGGCAGCCACGUCGCCCUGAUGACCAGUUUAACACCGGCUCUGCUCCUCCUCCUCCUCCUCACCAUCGCUGUCUUCGACGUGUAA
Anarrhichthys ocellatus (wolf-eel) is the source of this 4407-nucleotide messenger RNA. RefSeq names its product CD109 molecule (gene cd109). Bases 1 to 4407 code for a protein of 1468 amino acids. The record is from RefSeq and is a predicted model, not a curated record. Gene Ontology annotation, cellular component: extracellular region. Gene Ontology annotation, molecular function: endopeptidase inhibitor activity. NCBI's taxonomy places the organism in Eukaryota, Metazoa, Chordata, Actinopteri, Perciformes, Anarhichadidae. The transcript has 33 exons.